Rhodotorula toruloides NP11 is the source of this 1728-nucleotide messenger RNA. RefSeq lists its product as uncharacterized. The transcript has 5 exons. The record is from RefSeq and is a predicted model, not a curated record. NCBI's taxonomy places the organism in Eukaryota, Fungi, Basidiomycota, Microbotryomycetes, Sporidiobolales, Sporidiobolaceae. Bases 1 to 1728 code for a protein of 575 amino acids.
AUGGCGCGCCCGAGCGGGGGCGAGGGGCACGAGGGCGAGCCUACAGACGUCUACAAAGCGGGCGCACCUGCCUACUCCGGCCGGGCAGUCGAUCCGGACGUCCGUUUCGACGCUUCAGGUCUCCCUUUCAUCGACAACCCCCCUUCAGCUCGUCGCCCGACCCCUCGACAGGCGAGACGAGUCGCCGUGCCGGUGAAGAAGUGGGCAUUGAUAUGGUCUGACGAGCAGGACGGGCGGAGGAACGGAAUGUGGACGGCUGAGAGCGGAGUGAAGUACUCGCUUGUCGUUGACUCGAAGGGACUCGCGGUCGAGGAAGUUUCGAGCGAUACGAGGACGGAGAAGGUUCAGCAGUUCGGCUACAAUAUCGAAGCUGUCAAGGCGAGUAGCAUCGUCGACGUCAAGCGCUGGCCGAUGCCUCGCGAGGGAUCCGAGGUCGUGAUCAGCUGUGCCUUCAAGGCCACUGCAGACGUCCCUCGAUGCGUCCUUUCCCUCGAGCUCGACGUCCGCCACGCUGCCGGCUUCUUGCCUCCCGAUCUCGAGCACAUCAAAGCCUUCUUCGUGUCAUGGCAGCAGAAGCACGGCUUUCCUGCGGAGAUUGACUCGACAUGCGCCAUUGCCAUCCCUCCCGCCGGCGUCUCGCUCGCCGCUCGCAUCCCUCCGCCGCCCGACUACGAUCCGCUUGACUCGUCGACAUGGGUGGCGGCCUUCCCUCCUGUUUCCGCUGGACAGCUCAAGCUCUACGAAGACGACGCGCCAGUCUUGCUACCGUCGAUGGGGGGACCGAAGAAGGUGGACGAGACGGAGACGAGCGGGAACGAGGGUAGGAAGGGGAAGAAGCGGACCAAAGGCGGUGUCGGUGGAUCAACGACGAAGAAGAAAGGCACGGCUCGGAAGAAGCUCAAGACUGGCGGAGGUUCUGAUGCGGAGGCGAAUGAGCAGGCGGACUACGAUCGCGAGCAGGCGCUGAUAGAGGCUGCGCUCGAGGCUGGCGAGGAGGUCUACUCGCAUACGGGCAGGCAGAAGCGCAGGGCGACGAUCAAGAAGCCGGUUUAUACGCUCCCCGACUUGACGACCGAUUCAGACUUUGAGCCGCAGCCGACAAAGCCUGCUGAACCCGCCGCUUCGACGCUCAAGACACCCGCCAUACGUCGUCGCUCAUCCACUACUCCCGCCGCCGCCUCACCCCCUCGUUCAACGACCGCCGCUUCCGCUGUCCCACCUUUCAAUCCUCCUCACUCUCCUUUCAACGGCCAUGCACCGCCCUCACUCUCACCAACCGCUCAACCUCCUCCUCCCAAUCAGCCGCCUGCCGUCUCGCCCGAAGCUUUCGCCGCCCUCCAAGCGCGCUACAACGAGAUGUACGCCUACCUUUGCCAUCUCGGCCAUGGCCACGCAGACCUCGUUAUGCGUAUGUGCUCGUCGCCGGCUGGCGAGGCCGCGAACGACGGAAAGGUCGUGAAGGGGAUGUUUCAGCGGGUCGAGGAGAUGGACAGGCGCUUGGAGAGCUUGGAACACGCGGGCGAGCAGAUGAGGGUGCAGGAGGAGGCGAAGCUGAAGAAGGAGACGAUGUGCGAGGAUGCAUCCGGCUCGGAAGCUGCCGGCGCCCUACGCAGCGACGACACCAAACGCAUCGCCGCGCUCGAGUCGCAGGUGGCGGCGAUGAUCGCGACGGUGGGAACGCUCUGGGCGAGGGUGGAGGCGCUCAAGGCGGAACGGGAGGCGACUUAG